Messenger RNA from Penicillium waksmanii, 2751 nucleotides. RefSeq names its product coatomer subunit gamma. The transcript is spliced from 4 exons. Gene Ontology annotation, biological process: intracellular protein transport; protein secretion; intra-Golgi vesicle-mediated transport. Gene Ontology annotation, cellular component: Golgi membrane; endoplasmic reticulum; endoplasmic reticulum-Golgi intermediate compartment. NCBI's taxonomy places the organism in Eukaryota, Fungi, Ascomycota, Eurotiomycetes, Eurotiales, Aspergillaceae. The record is from RefSeq and is a predicted model, not a curated record. Gene Ontology annotation, molecular function: structural molecule activity. Bases 1 to 2751 code for a protein of 916 amino acids.
AUGAGCUAUAUGAAGAAAGACGAAGAUGCGGACCAGGUCAUGAUCAGACUUGAUCGGACCUCGGUGUUCCAAGACGCUCGAUUGUUCAAUUCCUCCCCCAUCUCACCGCGAACAUGCCGAACCCUAUUGACCAAGAUCGCGGUCCUCCUCUUCACUGGGGAGCAAUUCCCAACCAACGAAGCCACAACCCUCUUCUUCGGUAUCUCAAAGCUGUUCCAGAACAAGGAUCCCUCGCUGCGACAGAUGGUGUAUCUGAUUUUGAAGGAGCUUGCGGGCACUGCCGAGGAUGUUAUCAUGUCCACCAGUAUCAUCAUGAAGGACACUGCCGUUGGCAGCGACGUUCUCUACCGGGCCAACGCUAUUCGGGCGCUGUGCCGUAUCAUCGAUGGAUCCACGGUCCAGGGCAUUGAGCGACUCAUCAAGACGGCCAUUGUCGACAAGACUCCCUCGGUCUCCUCCGCCGCCUUGGUUUCAUCCUACCACCUCCUGCCCGUUGCUCGCGAUGUCGUUCGGAGAUGGCAGAGUGAGACUCAAGAAGCUGCUUCUUCUUCAAAGCAGUCGACCGGUUUCCUAGGUUUCUCAUCUGGCUCUCAGGCCCACGCCAUCUCGCAGUCGAACUUUAUGACACAAUACCACGCAAUUGGUCUUCUGUACCAAAUGCGCUCGCACGAUCGCAUGGCGCUUGUGAAGAUGGUUCAGCAAUAUGGUGCCGCGGGCGUUGUCAAGAGCCCUGCUGCCCUGGUUUUGCUGGUCCGCCUGGCUGCUAAGCUGGCGGAGGAGGAUCCUGGUCUCCGGAAACCCAUGAUGCAGAUGUUGGAUGGCUGGCUCCGUCACAAGCACGAGAUGGUCAACUUCGAGGCUGCAAAGGCCAUCUGCGACCUCCGAGAUGUCACCGACGCUGAGGCAUCCCAGGCUGUCCACGUCCUUCAGCUCUUCUUGUCCUCCCCGCGCUCUGUCACGAAGUUCGCCGCCAUUCGCAUCCUCCAUAACUUCGCCUCCUUCAAGCCGCAGGUCGUCAACGUCUGCAACCCCGAUAUUGAGUCGCUUAUCUCUAACACCAACCGCUCUAUCGCCACGUUUGCUAUCACCACCUUGCUUAAGACCGGUAACGAGGCUAGUGUCGAUCGCCUGAUGAAGCAGAUCUCGGGUUUCAUGGCCGAUAUCACCGAUGAGUUUAAGAUCACUAUUGUCGAGGCCAUCCGCACAUUGUGUCUCAAGUUCCCCAGCAAGCAAGCCGGUAUGCUCGUGUUCUUGAGUGGCAUUCUGCGUGACGAGGGUGGAUAUGAAUUCAAGCGCACUGUUGUGGAGAGCAUGUUCGAUCUGAUCAAAUUUGUCCCCGAGAGCAAGGAAGAAGCUCUUGCUCAUCUUUGCGAAUUUAUUGAGGACUGCGAGUUCACCAAGCUGUCUGUUCGCGUUCUGCAUCUGCUUGGUGUUGAGGGCCCCAAGACCUCGCACCCUACCAAGUACAUCCGCUAUAUCUAUAAUCGUGUCGUGCUGGAGAACGCCAUUGUCCGUGCCGCUGCCGUCACUGCUCUGGCUAAGUUUGGUGUUGGCCAAACUGACCCUGAAGUCAAGUCGAGUGUGCAUGUUCUUCUCACCCGUUGUCUAGACGAUACCGACGAUGAGGUUCGCGAUCGUGCCGCCCUCAACCUGCGCUUGAUGGGAGCAGAUGAUGCUAUGGCAGGGCCGUUUAUCAAGAACGAUUCCAUGUACUCUCUUUCCACCUUUGAGCACCAACUUGUCAUGUAUGUGACCUCGAACGACAAGCAGAAUUUCGCUGCUGCCUUUGAUGUUUCUUCUGUUCCCGUUGUCAGCCACGAGCAGGCCUUGGCCGAGGAGCGGACCAAGAAGCUCACUUCCGCCACACCCACCCUCAAGGCCCCUUCGGCCGGUCCUACGAAGAGCAAGGCGAACAGCGCUACCGAGGCAAACAGUGCGGCUGCCACCCAAAAGUAUGCCGAGCAGCUCAUGCAACACCCCGAUAUCAAGGAAUACGGCACCUUGCUCAAGUCUUCCGGUCCUGUCGAGCUUUCUGAGAGCGAGACUGAGUAUGUUGUGACUGCUGUCAAGCACAUUUUCAAGGAGCACAUCGUUGUGCAAUAUGAUAUUAAGAACACCCUUCCCGAUACCGUCCUUGAAAACGUGACUGUGGUCGCGACGCCAGAGGAGGAUGACGUUCUGGAGGAUGAUUUCAUGAUUCCUGCCCCCAAGCUUUCGCCGAACGAGCCUGGCGUCGUCUACGCUGCCUUCAAGAAGCUGGGUGGCGAGCACAGUGUCCCAAUCUCCUCCUUCACCAAUAUCCUGAAGUUCACCAGCAAGGAGAUCGAUCCUACCACUGGCGAUCCCGAGAAUGAGGGCUACGAUGACGAGUACCAGGUAGAAGACCUCGAGCUCACUGGUGGCGACUACGUUAUCCCCGCUUUUGCCGGCAGCUUCGACCACGUCUGGGAGCAGACUGGCGCUAAUGGCGAGGAGGAGAGUGAGACUCUGCAAUUGAGCAACAUGAAGAGUAUCAUCGAUGCCACGGAGCAACUGAUCGCUGCCCUUUCCCUCCAACCCCUGGAGGGAACUGAUGUUGCUCUUAACAACAGCACACACACCCUGAAGCUCUUCGGUAAGACCGUCUCUGGUGGCCGGGUGGCUGCUCUCAUCAAGAUGGCGUUCUCGAGCAAGAGCGGCAUCACAACCAAGAUCACUGUCCGGGCAGAAGAAGAGGGAGUUGCGGCUGCGGUGCUUGCCUCUGUCACUUAA